Messenger RNA from Penicillium coprophilum, 1188 nucleotides. RefSeq lists its product as uncharacterized. NCBI's taxonomy places the organism in Eukaryota, Fungi, Ascomycota, Eurotiomycetes, Eurotiales, Aspergillaceae. The record is from RefSeq and is a predicted model, not a curated record. The transcript has a single exon. The coding region runs from base 1 to 1188 and encodes 395 amino acids.
AUGCAGUAUAAUACCCCAGUUCCGGUUUUUGUCCAGGCCUCUCAUCAACCUCCUCCUACCCUUCUUGCCCGCCCAAGGCCCCGAUUUUGUAUCCUGCGCCCCGGGGGCUUUUGGACACCUCUGAUUCCACUGGACGAGUUGCCUGAUUGGUUAGAGAUUUGCAACUGGGCUCCCGACUUGUAUAUGGGGAUGUACCCGGCAUCAAUGACCUUCAUACCACGAGAAGGGGAGUAUGACGUUUUCUGUCAUCACUGCUCUCACCGAGUGGACUCGCUACACCAAAGUGUCUCAGAACGAGAAGCUCCUUCUGUGGCCCCCAGUAAUGCCGCCAGUAAUGGAACCUCGUCCAAAGACUGUUCUGAACGACAAGUCUCUCCAAACGCUUAUCACACCGAUGCUGUUUCAUUGCCUACGGUGCUCCAUCGUGGCUCCCCAGAGCACUUCUUGGAACAGCCUCCUUUCAGUGCGAUGCUCCAGACGCCUUUUGUUGGAAUGUGUGUGGUCGACAUGAACUCACAGUAUCCGGAUAUUUCUCAGGACCCUGCUGGCCCAAAGCGACGUAUGAGCAUCGAAAACUCGAUCCCUUCUCAGAUCUUUGCCGCAGUCGGCAUUGGCAGCCCUCCUCUUUCCGUGGCGAAUUCGGGAAAUUCCCGCAGGCCUGACUCGCCUUAUCCACAUGCACAUGACAGCGGAUCUUUUGGCAAACCUAAGCGUGUUGAAUCACUGCGGAACGAAAGCGUUGCGUCAAUGCAAAGUGGCAGUGUUGCGUCGACUCGAUCUCUUACAGUUGCUGCCAUUGAACAAAUGAAAAGGAUGCGAAGAAGAAGGCUCUCUCGCGGAAGCAGUUUGCUUGCAAGUAUCAGUAUCGCAGGAGCAACAAAUCUGUCUCAGGUCUCAGGCUCAAAGAUAUCCAAGGUUUCGAAAGAUUCCUCUAUCCGCGUUAUCUCAAAGUAUCGUCCAAAGGUUAUACUGCGUCGUCGACGCGCGGAGGAAAGGAAAACCCGCAAACCCAAGUCAGAGACCUCAAUAGAGGUGCGGCUGAAGCCGGAGCAACCGAAUUCUGCUACCAAGAGACGCGAUCGUCGUCAGCGCAUGAUGAAACGCAGAAAGCAAUCUGAUCGGGGCAAGCAACCUUAUCGAAACAUGAUGCAGAUUCCACAUUGGAGCCCGGGUAUGUGCAAGCACUAA